Molecule: messenger RNA, 1838 nt
Organism: Bradysia coprophila
Lineage: Eukaryota; Metazoa; Arthropoda; Insecta; Diptera; Sciaridae
Product: baeyer-Villiger monooxygenase-like
Molecular function (GO): NADP binding; N,N-dimethylaniline monooxygenase activity; flavin adenine dinucleotide binding
Source: RefSeq, a predicted model, not a curated record
AACAUAUAUAAGAGAAUGGGAAACCAAAAAAAUUCAGUUCAAAUUGUUGUGCGCAUCGGUUGGGAUCACUUUGGAUUAAGCAUCGUAACUUUCGUUAGUUUCAGUUAUUGCAAAAAUGUCAAACGAUCAAGUAUUGGAUGCAUUGAUUGUUGGUGCUGGAUUUUCGGGUAUUCAUAUUUUGUCUAAGCUUCGAGGAUUAGGUUUCAAUGUGAAAAUCUACGAAAGUGGUCGAGAUCUUGGUGGCACCUGGUUUUGGAAUAGGUAUCCGGGUGCUCGGGUUGAUAGUGAAACGCCAAUUUAUCAGUUGUCUGAAGAGAAAGACAUCUGGAGUGAUUUCGAAUGGAGAGAACGAUUUCCUGGCCGAGAGGAACUAAUGCGCUACUUUCAUCAUGCUGAUAAGAAGCUCAAUCUCAGCAAGGACAUUUACUACAACACUACAGUUACUGAUGCAGAAUUCGAUCAGUCUAAAAAGCUGUGGCAUGUGACAACAUCUAACAAAGAUGUGUCAACAUGGGCCAAUCAUUUGAUUCUUUGUACUGGAUUCGCUUCCAAACGUUAUACACCACCAUUCAAUGGCGUUGACAAGUUUAAAGGUCAAUGGUAUCACUCUGGUGUUUGGCCCGAAGAGGGAGUGGAUUUGAAGGGAAAACGAGUGGCGAUUAUUGGCACCGGAGCUAGUGGUGUUCAGAUAAUUCAAGAAAUCGGACCGAAUGUCGAACAUUUAACUGUAUAUCAACGAACACCGAAUCUGGCUAUACCGAUGCGGCAAUGUUUUCUUGGUGACGAUGAAAAAUCGCUGUGGAAAUUCCCUAAGAAGGAACGAUAUGAAGAGAUAUUCCAAAAUUUGAAGAAAACCUUUGGUGCUCUAGUCAUCGAUAUGGAUUUCACUGAUAAAAAAUUUGUUGAUUCUACGCCAGAAGAGAGACAAAGUCUCUACAAAUAUCUCUGGGACUACGGUGGAUUCUCAUAUUGGCUUUCGACGUACAAAGAGAUUUUUUUCUUGCAAGAAGCUAAUGAUGAAGUCUACAAUUUCUGGUGUGAGCAAACCCGAGCAAGAUUAACGGAUCCAAAAAAACGUGACCUACUUGCUCCGUUAAAACCACCCCACGCAUGGGGAACGAAAAGACCUUGCUUAGAGACCUCAUUCUACGAAGUGUUCAACCAAACGAACGUAGAUCUUAUUAAUGUUCGUGAAUCUCCGAUACUGUCGAUAACUGAGAAUGGAGUUAUGACUGAGAAAGAGGGAGUGAUCGAUGUUGAUGUCAUCGUUUUUGCCACAGGAUUCGACAGUGUGACUGGUGGUAUUCUGAACAUUAAUAUAAAGAACGGAAGAGGACUAUCGAUUCAGGAUAAAUGGAAAAGUGGCACCAAAACAUAUCUUGGUCUAUCAACUGCUGAAUUUCCGAAUCUGUACUGGUUUUACGGCCCACAAGCCCCGACAGCUUUUUCGAACGGGCCAACAACCGGCACAGUACAGGGAAAUUUCGUCGUGGAUCUAAUGGUGAAGAUGAGAAACGAAAAGAAGCGCAGUGUUGAGGCAGUCCAAGCAGCCGAAGAUAAAUGGGUAAAGGAUCUUCACGAAGUUUGGUACAGCAGUCUAUUUCCUGCAACGGACUCAUGGUAUCAAGGAGCGAACAUUCCGGGAAAAUUACGUGAGCCGCUUAACUACUUUGGCGGAAUACCAGAAUAUGUCGAAAAUCUGGACAAGUGUGCCAAUAACAAUUACGAUGGCUUUGUAAUUGAAUGAAAGCUGGAAGUUACGAUUUGGUUGUUAAAGGGUUACGGGUUAUCAUUGUUAAUCAAUUCAAUCUAUAUGAAUAAAAUGUCAUCUUAAGUUA